This is a messenger RNA of Eucalyptus grandis, 2077 nucleotides long. Its product is annotated as probable protein phosphatase 2C 24. Gene Ontology annotation, molecular function: protein serine/threonine phosphatase activity; cation binding. The transcript is spliced from 4 exons. Gene Ontology annotation, cellular component: nucleus; cytosol. NCBI's taxonomy places the organism in Eukaryota, Viridiplantae, Streptophyta, Magnoliopsida, Myrtales, Myrtaceae. Bases 502 to 1833 code for a protein of 443 amino acids. Gene Ontology annotation, biological process: protein dephosphorylation. The record is from RefSeq and is a predicted model, not a curated record.
CGCACGAGAGAUUGGGAGCACACGUGGUCGGCAUCGACGGAGGAGAGAGGGUCGUUUGGAGGGGAGAUCGACGGCUGGGAUGGCCUCAUUUAGGUGGAGGGGAAGCCCGCUAGCUAGCGAGCUGACGUACGUCGGCGGACCUGCCCCCGUCACGGGACGACGCUUCUUCUUCUUCUCCUUUCUGCUUCUUCGUAGGGGAAGGCAGGAAGGAAAGGCAAAGCUUAGCUUCCUCUUGAAUUCUCUCUCCGCGCCGAACAUGGUUUCUGUAGGGUGUAGGCUCAUGGGAUUGCUCGCGAACGUCCUUUAUGAGCGCUCUAGGGUUCUCGGUCGUGUCUUUGUUCUGGUGUUCUAGCAUCGGUCUGGCCGGAAGUCGGUGCCGUUUUUGGAGCGGUCUGUUUCGGUGUCGAAGUGUGCAGAAGAAGAAGAAGAAGAGGGUGGUGGAGCAAGAGAGAGAGAGGGAGGAGGAAGGCGAGUGCUUUUGCUUUGGUACUUCUGUUUUCGAUGGCGGAGAUCUGGUGCGGGGUGGUGAGCGAGACCGAGACGGACCCGACGUGUAAGCCGAGCUCCAGGGCCGCGAGGCGGCGGAGGAUGGAGAUCCGGCGGUUCAAGUUCGUCGGCGGCGGCGGGGCCGGCGGCGUCGUCGCGGCGCACCCUCGAGGCGGCGAGGCGGCGGGCGGGCGGAAACGGAGGAGGCCGCUCGACGCCGCCGGAGGAUCUUGCUCCGAUGAGCAGAGACGCGUCGGUGGUGAGUUGGGCGGCGGGAGUUGGGGGCGCAAGGCUGCGUCGAUCAGCGACGAUUCGCUGAGCCUGAUUAGAGUGGCGGCGAUGACGACGGCUCUGAGCAGGACGCUGUCGAGCCCGGCCGCUCUGGAGCUCCCGAAGGAGUAUCCGAAGUUUGGAGUCUCGUCCGUCUGUGGGAGGAGGAGGGAGAUGGAAGACAUGGUCGCCGUCCACCCUUCCUUUUGCCGCCGGCGCGGCGAGACCACCACCGAGCUGCAUUAUUUCGGUGUCUACGACGGACAUGGUUGCUCUCAUGUGGCAGUGCGUUGUAGAGAGAGGAUGCACGAGCUGAUAAGGGAGGAGCUGGUGGUGACGAACAAGGAGGGCGGCGGCGCGGCUCCGACGGAGUGGCGGGCGGCGAUGGAGAGGAGCUUUCAAAAGAUGGACAAGGAGGCGAUCGCGUUCAACGAGAGCGCGGCCGCGGCGGCGCACGAGAGGUGCAGGUGCGAGCUGCAGUCGCCGGAGUGCGAGGCGGUCGGGUCGACGGCCGUCGUCGCCAUCGUCACCCCGGACAAGAUCAUCGUCGCCAACUGCGGCGACUCCAGGGCCGUGCUCUCGCGCAAGGGCAAGGCGAUUCCUCUCUCCUCCGAUCACAAGCCGGAUAGGCCGGACGAGCUGAAUCGGAUCCAGGAAGCGGGCGGUCGGGUCAUCUACUGGGACGGGCCUCGGGUCCUCGGAGUUCUCGCAAUGUCGAGAGCCAUCGGUGAUAAUUAUCUGAAGCCGUACGUGAGCUGCGACCCGGAGGUGACGGUGAUGGAGCGGACGGCGGACGACGAGUGCCUGAUCCUCGCGAGCGACGGGCUGUGGGACGUGGUCUCCAACGACACGGCGUGCGGGGUGGCGCGCAUGUGCCUGAGGGGGAAGAUCCGCCCACCGCCGGAGGACGCGGGGGCUGCGGCCGAGCCGGCGCCCCCCGCGGGGAUGGUGGGCGGGGAGAGGAGGUCGGACAGGGCGUGCUCGGACGCGUCGCUGCUGCUGACGAAGCUGGCGCUGGCGAGGCACAGCACGGACAACGUGAGCGUGGUCGUGGUGGAUCUCAGGAGACCUUGGUAGACGCUAGCACGUAGGGGCUCAAGCUCUUCUCUAUUUUUAUUUUUUAUUUUAUCCCUUAUUUUCUCUUUCCGUAGUUUUUAUGCAAAAAUUAAUUCCGAGAUCGAAAUUUGUUAAUUGAAAGGGGAACAGAAUGUAAGUGCUCAUCUGUAAUUUUGCCGGGUUGAUUUCCGCAUACGAACUGCUGCGACAUUAAACAUCUCCUGAGCAAAUGAUGGAAAUGAACUGACCUUUGGGAAUUACGAAA